AUGCUUCCCCUCAACCUAAACACACCGCGGCGCGGCGCGGACUCGCUGCCAUCUGAGUUCGAACAGCCCUUCACUACCGACGUCUUGGUAAUCGGAGCAGGCAUUUCGGGCCUUGCCUGCGCGGCGCACCUUCGGAGCACGGGAUUACGUGUCAUUGUACUGGAAGCUCGCCAUCGUCUUGGCGGCCGUCUCCAUACCAUUGCUAUUCACAGUGGCAGUGGUCUUAAUGCUAGUUGCCCUCAGAAAAGCUAUACGGUGGACCUGGGUGCGGCCUGGGUCCAUGGCAUCGGCAGUGCCGGCGCGCCCAACCAGCUUUAUAGCCUGGCUUGCGAGCUGGGUCUAGGCUGCCGGCCAACUGACUACAGCGACGCGGCGGUAUACACUGCGGGGGGAAUUCGACUGGCGGAUCAAGAUGUCGCUGACAUUGAGCGUCUGUAUCACGUCUUUGAGCAGCACCUACUCGCGAUGCUCCACACAUCCGACCCGGGACCGGCGCUGAUGACAAUCCAGGCAGCUCAGGACGCCUUCGCCGCCGCACACAGUCUGUCGUCCGCCCAGUCGGCGGCGCUGUCGUACGCUGUAUCAAACCAUAUGGAGCAUUACUGGGCGGGGGAGGCACGGAGCAUGGGCGUGGCCGCACUGGACGAAGUCGUACUGCCCGGCGGCGAUGUCGUACUGACGGAGGGGUAUGGUGCCAUGGUCGGCCGCCUCGCCGCCGGCCUGGAUAUACGGCAGGGGCAUGAGGUGGUUGCCGUACAGUACGGCGGCAGCGGUGUCGGUAGGUCUGAAGCUGGUGUGGCGGUGACGGCGCGGGUGAGUGGCAAAGGCGAAGGCGGCGUAGUAACUCUGACGGCGCGGGCUGCCGUGGUGACGCUGCCGAUUGCCGUACUGCGGUCGGGAGUCGUGGAGUUCAGUCCGCCGCUGGCGGCGGUGGAUCCAGGGAAGGCAGCCGCCAUCGGCAGGCUCGGCGUUGCGGUGUACAACAAGGUGGUGAUGCUGUACGACGCAGCUGACGUGUUUUGGGACGACACGGCAUUCAUCUACCGCAUUCCGGCCCCUUGGGAGGCGGGUCGUUGGAGCUACUUUCUAAACCUGCACAAGGUAUCGUCGUGGGUCGUUACGUUAGGGUGGUGUGAAGCGUUAUGGGUAACCGGUGCGCCCAUUCUCGUGGCCUUCAAUCUCGGAGAGUCCGCCCGGCGACUGGAGGCAGGGAGCGAUACGGAGGUGGUGCAGGGAGCGCUGCAGGCGCUGGCGGGUAUGUAUGGUACGGCACGUGUACGGCAGCCACGUCAGGCUGUGGUGACGCGAUGGGGGAGCGACCCGCAUUCCAGGAUGUCGUACACGUACGUGCCUGCUGGAGUUACUGGCGCCGCAUUCGACGACCUGGCUCGUCCCAUUCUGGGCUGUCUGUACUUUGCUGGGGAGGCCACACACCGCCGUCACUACGGUACGGCACACGGUGCGUACGACUCCGGGCGCCUGGCGGCAGCCGCCAUCCUGCAGCAGCUCCGCGUUAACGGCAUCUCGCCGCCGCCGCCGCGGAAGUGGGCCCCCCUGGGGCUUUUCACGGCCAGAACGACGGCGGCGGCGAUGUACGGACAUCACAAAUAG
Volvox carteri f. nagariensis is the source of this 1611-nucleotide messenger RNA. RefSeq lists its product as uncharacterized. Gene Ontology annotation, molecular function: polyamine oxidase activity. NCBI's taxonomy places the organism in Eukaryota, Viridiplantae, Chlorophyta, Chlorophyceae, Chlamydomonadales, Volvocaceae. Gene Ontology annotation, biological process: polyamine catabolic process. The record is from RefSeq and is a predicted model, not a curated record. The coding region runs from base 1 to 1611 and encodes 536 amino acids. The transcript has 6 exons.